UCAUGCGUCAACAUAACCGGUAACAACAAGCGCGUGAAAAAUGGCACAUAACCCAAAGCAGUCAGUAAAAUUGCAAAGAAGACAGCAAGAGGACAGAGAGCAAAAAGGAAGAAAAGGUCUCAAGAUGAAUCAGUGGACAGAGGAUAGAAUGAAAGGAGCAAUUGAAGCAUAUAAAGAGCAGGUCGAGUCAGGGAGGAAGCCUGUGCUACGCUUACUUGCAAGGACAUGGAACGUGCCGAAGACGACCCUUCAGAGGCGAGUGAAAGGGCUUGUUGAGGGAUCUGGGCAUGCAUCUGGAAGAAAGCCAUUCAUCCCUAUUGAAGCUGAAAAGGAGUUAGCCAUCCUUCUCACCUCACUCUUACAGAAAGGCUUCCCAUUGAAGAAGACUGAUGUUCAGUCUUUUGCUUUCGAGUUUGCCAAGAGAAAUGGCAUCCGAGGGUUUUCUGAAGAAAAGCAAAAGGCAGGCUAUUACUGGUUCGAGGGCUUUAUGAAGAGAAACCCAGGUCUGAAAAUAAAGAAACCAGAUGCUUUAUCCCCAACUUGUACAUUAAAGAUCAAUGAGGAGGAGCUGGGACCAUGGUUUAGAACUUAUGAAACCUCCCUCGAUGCUUUGGGAAUUAAAGAUGUCCCGUCACACAUUUGGAAGUGUGACAUAUCAGGUCUUCAAGGCUUCUCUUCUGACCAAUUUAUUGGGGAAGCAGGAGAGCCCUGCUUUGAGACCACAGCUGAAGAGGAGGAAGAAACUUCCAGCACUGUACUGGCAGCAUUCAAUGCCAUUGGUACAUAUGCUCCUCCACUUAUCAUUUUUAAAGGAAACAAUGUGAGAAGUGAGUGGUUGAAUGGUUGCCCGGAAAAUGUGUGCGUGAGAGCAUCUGAUAAUGGCUGGAUAACAUCAGAGAUGCUCGUUGAGUGGGGGGAAAUGUUUAUUGCACAGCUCCCAAAGGAAGAUGCCAGGCCUCACCUACUGCUGCUUGAUGGUCAAAGUAGCCAUGUCUUCAACCUCAACUUCCUCAGUCUCAUGAAGGAAAACAGUGUGGAAGUUAUAUGCUAUCCUGUAUUGAAGCCAGCAAACAGAGCUCUCUUUGGGAGUCUAAAGUACAAUUGGUGUGAGGUACGUCGAAAAUGGAAUCAGCAAUGUGCAGGGAUGAAGUUGCCCAAAGCUCAUUAUCAUUCUGUUUUCAUGGAGGCAUGGAAGAAGACUGCCACUGUGGAAAAUGCCCAAGAUGGGUUUAGUGCAACGGGAAUGUUCCCAAUAAAUCCAUUUGCUGUCUCCAGUGAAGUGUUUACACCAAGUGCCAUGAUUGAACAUGAACUUCCUCCUGCCACAUAUAGCAUCCUUUCCCAUUUGCAAAGUAACACAACACCCACUGAAGACAAGGCACAUUCCAGCACUGAGAACAGCUCCGUUAUUGGAGAGGCAUCCUUCAAAGACUUUGUUGUCAUGCCAAAAAGAGACAGGAACAGAAGACAUUCAAGCAUAGAAAACUUUCUUUGUGAUGAAAAUUCAAAACAAAAGAAUAAAACAAUUCUGAAUAAAAGGACAACAUGCUCCUACAAAUGCAGGGGCUGCUUUAGUAAAUAUGGCUCUGAUGAUGAUCCAAAAGCUUCUGAAGUGUGGAUCAGAUGCAGCAAUUGUAAGGCCUGCUAUCACGAGUCUUGUGCAGAGCAGGAUGGGAUAUAUGAAUGGGUUUAUGAUUUGGAUGACAAUAAUCAAGAUUGCACUUGACGAUGAUUGAACAUGGUUUAAGCCAACAUUUGAUUUAAACUAAGCAAUUGAGUUCCCUGUGAAAAAUAUGCUACAGUGAUUACUGCACAUAUACAAAAGACUAUUAUCCUCUUCCAACCAACCAACACAUCCCAUUUAUUUCCUGUACAAUAUUCUCAUUUUAAACACUUACAUACUAGAAUGUAAGAAUACAGAAUUUGUGAAUUGAGUUUGUGUAUUUCUGUUUCUGUUCUAUUAAAGGGAUAGUUCACCCAAAAAUGACAAUUAUAUCAUUAUUUACUCACCCUCAUGCCAUCCCAGAUGUGUAUGACUGUUCCUGUGCCUGUCAGUUCUGGUGCUCAGAGCUCUGAAGCGUCGGCCAGAUGGCAACAUUUCAGAAAGGUAGUGAGCAGGGUGAGUGGGGUCCAGAGUGAUUUUUCCUUUUUCCUCACUCUGGAAGUGUAUAGUUCUUGAAGGGAGGGCAGGGGUCGACCAAUAAUCCUCUCAGCAGUCCGAACUGUCCUUUGUAGUCUUCUGAUAUCUGAUUUCGUAACUGAACCAAACCAGACAGUUAUUGAAGUGCAGAGGACAGACUCAAUGACUGCUGAGUAGAACUGUAUCAGCAGCACCUGUGGCAGGUUGAACUUCCUAAACUGGUGAAGGAAGCACAACCUCUGCUGGGCCUUUUUCACAAUGGAGUCAAUGUGGGUCUCUCACUUCGGGUCCUGUGAGAUGGUAGUGCCCAGGAACCUGAAUUACUCCACUGCUGCCACGGUGCGUUUUAGAUUGGUGAGGGGGGUCAAUGUUGGGGUGUUCCUCCUAAAGUCCACAAUCAUCUCCACUGUUUUGAGUGUGUUCAGCUCAAGGCUGUUUUGACAAUUUAAGUGGUAUUUAAGAUAGGUGUG
Messenger RNA from Myxocyprinus asiaticus (Chinese sucker), 2610 nucleotides. RefSeq lists its product as uncharacterized. Gene Ontology annotation, cellular component: nucleus. The record is from RefSeq and is a predicted model, not a curated record. The coding region runs from base 41 to 1726 and encodes 561 amino acids. Gene Ontology annotation, molecular function: DNA binding. The transcript is spliced from 3 exons. NCBI's taxonomy places the organism in Eukaryota, Metazoa, Chordata, Actinopteri, Cypriniformes, Catostomidae.